GCCGUUAACUCACGUACCGAAUGGCGCUUUCGUUUCUAUCCCAAAACUCCGGUCUGUUGGAUUUACAAAGCAUAUUCGACCCACAAUAUACUCAUCAUCAACAACAACAACAACAUUUGAGCCACCACCCUCAAUAUCACAUUCAACAACACCAAAAUCAACAAUUACAACAACAAGCGGAGCAGAAUCAACAAGAACGCACCCUUUCAACAAAGUUCGAUUUGAACCUGUUCAACGAACUCGACCAAAUGGAAUUCAACAAUUUAAAUCGCAGUCAAUAUCAGAAUAAUAAUAAUAAUACUGUUAUCAGCAAUAAUCAAAACUCCAACAACAACACCAACACCACUAACGGUAUCAGUGAAAAUCUAAAUCAGAUCCAAAACCGCCACUUCAUCAGCGGCUACCACCAUCAGCAUAUUGGAUCGGACUAUGAGCAAGUGAUCAACUUUGUUGACUCGCCGCCAAACUCAGAGGAAUCGUGGACAGAGAGCAGCUCGCUAAUCGAACAAAUUACGAUUGUCGUAGACGGACAGUCGAAGGACUCGCCGGGACCGCAGAUCAUCGACGUGCAGACCAUUUACCUGAACAGCGGCUCACGCAAAAGACGAAUGGAUUGGGACUCUUUGGACAUUGGCCAAAGUGAGAACUCACCCACAGCAUCGCAGAGCGGCGACCUGCCCUCCAAAGUGGCCCAUCAGGAGAAGGAAAAGCACAAGCGCGAGAAGCACUCGGGUCGCAGCAGCUGGAGCGAUGAUAUCGGCUUCGAUCUGAACGCCGAGUUUAACAGCAACUCGUAUCUGAACAAUGAGAACUUCCUGUCGUUCUCCCCCACACUGACCACCCUGAAGCAGGAGCCCCAAACGGAGCAGAUCAAGCCGAGCCCCAAGGUAUCCCUGGACAAUGCCGCCGCAUCGCCCUCCAUUGCCAUUGCCAAGUUGGAUGAUGUUCAGAACUCGCCGCCGCAGGCUAUUUCUGGCCAAGAUUCGACUAACGGAUCAGGAUCGACCGCAAACGGCAAGCAUGAUGUAAACUACGGACUCGCCUGCGGGUGUGGCUCUCCUCAGGGUUCACCACUAGCCAACGCCGAGUAUGAGUUGAACGAAAAGGGAAAGCCCCAGCAACUUAGCGUUUUGGAUCCUGCUAAAAUCGAGAUCGGUUCGGCCAACGGAGCUACCCAUGCCGAGGAUCACAAAUUUCAGUACAUUUUGGCAGCGGCCACUUCGAUCGCCACCAAGAACAAUGAGGAGACUUUGACGUACCUCAACCAAGGCCAGAGCUACGAAAUAAAGCUGAAGAAGAUCGGAGACCUGUCCCUCUAUAGGGAUAAGAUACUGAAGAGCGUGAUCAAGAUCUGCUUCCACGAGCGCCGCCUGCAGUUCAUGGAGCGCGAGCAGAUGCAGCAAUGGCAGCAAUCCCGCCCAGGCGAACGCAUCAUUGAGGUGGACGUACCGCUUUCGUACGGCCUCUGCCACGUGUCGCAGCCGCUGAACUCCUCCUCACUGAACACUGUCGAGAUCUUCUGGGACCCACUGAAGGAGGUCGGCGUCUACAUCAAGGUCAACUGCAUUUCAACCGAAUUUACCCCAAAGAAGCACGGCGGCGAGAAGGGUGUGCCCUUUCGACUGCAAAUUGAAACCUAUAUAGAAAACACAAACAGUGCCACCGCCAGCGGCUCGGGCGGCAGCAACAACAGCGCCAUCGCCAGUGGCAGCGGAAGCAGUGGCUCCGCUGCCCCAGCAUCUCCGGAACGGACUCCUAGUGCCGGCAGCAAUGGUAAACAGGCGGUCCACGCAGCUGCCUGCCAGAUCAAGGUUUUUAAGCUAAAGGGAGCUGAUCGCAAACAUAAACAGGAUCGGGAGAAGAUCCAGAAGCGGCCCCAAUCGGAGCAGGAGAAGUUCCAGCCCAGCUACGAGUGUACCAUCAUGAACGAUAUAUCCCUGGACCUGGUGAUGUCCGCCACCACCACUGGCUGCUACAGUCCCGAAUAUAUGAAACUUUGGCCAAACUCGCCCGUGCACAUACCCAAGUACGAUGGAAUGCUUCCGUUUGCGCCAAGUGCAGCAUCGCCGGCUACCAGCAGCAGCCCCAUAGCCAUCAACUCGGUGACAUCGACCAACUCGCCCACCCUCAAGCUGAUGGACGCCACAAACAUGGUCUCACCGCAGCAUGUGCCCGCUGAAAUGGACGAUUAUAGCCAGAACAUAAUGCCGGAAUCGACGCCCUCGCAAGUGACGCAGUGGCUGACCAAUCAUCGCCUGACGGCCUAUCUCUCAACGUUUGCACAGUUCUCGGGAGCGGAUAUCAUGCGCAUGUCCAAGGAGGAUUUGAUUCAAAUUUGCGGCCUGGCCGAUGGCAUUCGCAUGUUCAACAUUUUGCGCGCCAAGACAAUUGCUCCCAGGCUAACGUUGUACGCCAGCGUGGAUGGAUGCAGCUACAAUGCCAUCUACUUGUUGUCGAACACGGCCAAGGAGCUGCAGCAGAAGCUGUUCAAGAUGCCUGGCUUCUACGAGUUUAUGGCCAAGGCCAGUACCCAGGAGAACGGAGCCGGUGGAGCAGCCACUGCAGCUGCUGCAGCACUCUUCAACAAUUGGGGGAUGCACUCCAAGUAUUCGGGCAGCGGCUCCAAUAUCUUCAACGACGCCAACAAGAGCUGCGUGUACAUAUCGGGGCCAUCGGGCAUCCUUGUGACCAUCACCGACGAGGUGCUGAACAACGAGAUCAAGGACGGCAGCCUCUACGCGCUGGAGGUGCAGGCCGGCAAGGUGAUCCUUAAGCUGAUCAACAAGCAGGACAACAACUAAGCGAUGUUCUGGCAACGCGGAUGCACUGUAGUAGAGACCACCCGAGCAAUCAAGUAUAGUUUAUAGCAUUUACACGCAGUAAGAUGGCACAUCGAAACCGUUUUCUAUAUAGGUUUUAAUUUGUAUGAGAUUUCGCGCAGCAAUUUUGAACAAGUGAAAAGCAAGCAGCCUGCACCUGCCUAACCCUGUUCCCUAAAAUCUUUGUUAAAGAACUAGUGCAAAAUAUUUAAGUUUCGUUUUCAGUUCUCACUUUAAGUUUUGUUUAUUUUAUAUGUAUUUUAUACCACCUACGAUAUACGACUACAUAUGCACAUUUAAUUCUCCGAUGCGAUUGCAUUUCGAUUCGUUCUUUUCCUACUUUUAAUUUCUUUUAUCGUUAUGGCGUAUGCUUAUCACUUAAAGAACUAUUAUAUAUUUGUUUGUAGAACCACAUCAAUAUCAAUUGUUUGAAGUAGAAAGAAAAAACCCAAAAAAAAAAAAAACAAAUUUAAAAUACUGAUUAUUAUCUUGAAGUACAGUACCAC
Molecule: messenger RNA, 3325 nt
Organism: Drosophila sechellia
Lineage: Eukaryota; Metazoa; Arthropoda; Insecta; Diptera; Drosophilidae
Gene: gem
Product: transcription factor CP2 like gemini
Exons: 12
Coding region: 21-2801 (926 amino acids)
Biological process (GO): regulation of transcription by RNA polymerase II
Cellular component (GO): nucleus
Molecular function (GO): RNA polymerase II cis-regulatory region sequence-specific DNA binding; DNA-binding transcription activator activity, RNA polymerase II-specific
Source: RefSeq, a predicted model, not a curated record